AGAAGAAGAAGAAGUCAGUGUGGAAACGCCGAGACUAAACUAAUUGACCGAAUUCAUGGAGAUUAACGCGACGCUUGAACUAACAUUACUACAUUAUUCCUGAGAGUUUAAAGUCCCUAUGUCCGUUGAAGACGUCUUUUAAUCGGGGCUCCAGCAAAAUGAGACUUCGCUCGAGAAAUAUUUUAAAUGAAAACCCGACGACACCGUCCCGCCGCCGCCGUCGAGCCGCUCCGGAGACACCGGGACCGCAGACCCCGCAGGUCCAGACCCAGGAUGAAGUAAAAGUUCUUCAAGACUGCUUGAAUCUGGAUGCUGAUGAGGUCCCAACAGUAGCCAAACGUCCACGAAGGAGGAGGAAACCUUUAUCAACUGUUGACAAUAAAGAGUCAGAUUUCAAGACCCCAGUCCGUCACCUUCGGGAAAGACAUUCCUCAUUGAAUCCUGCUGCUCGAAGCCUUUACUCUCCUACAGUGCACUUUCUCACACCCCCAAGAGACAGUCAGUAUGCUGAUGAAACCCUCGUGUUCAGUUCACUCAAUGUGAUUCAUGAUGCAGAAUACACCUUCAAUACCCACUUUCAAGAUCACAAGUACAAGGUCUAUGUGAUCCUCAGACCAUAUGUCAAAGAGUUUCUACAAGCCAUGACCAAACAUUUUGAGAUGUUUGUUUACACCUCUGCAAAAAAGGAAUAUGCAGAAAAGAUUGUAGAUAUAUUGGACCCUAAUAAAAAGCUCUUUAGGCAUCGUUUGUAUCAGGACGAUUGCGCCUGUGUGCUUGGACACUACAUUAAAGACUUGACUGUUCUGGAGAGAGACCUGUCAAAGACGGUCAUCCUGGACAACGCCCCUCACACCUUCCCAUAUCACCUGAUGAAUAUGAUUCCCAUAAAGAGCUGGGUCGGAGAUCAAGAGGACCGUGAGCUGCAAAAGCUCAUUCCGUACAUGGAGAAACUAGUGCAUGCAGAUGACAUCAGAAAUGUUUUAAAGAAGAGAACCGAUCACUUCCACAGGCUGCUUUCUGAAGACUAAACCCUGAAUUAAGUGUAAAUAAAUGUAGAGCUAUCCUUGUAAAUGCAGUGAAAUUCCCAGGCUUCAUACUACAUACAAGGCUAAAGAUAUAGUAUGAUUUUAUACUCUUGUAUAAUAAAAGUUUAUUUGAUAGAGAAUAGUCUUAACAGCUCACCUUUAAUCAUCCUGGUCAGCUGGUGUUCUGACCCGUUUUGAAGAAUAGGACUAGAAUCUUGCCUUUAAUUUAUUGAUAAACCUUGUGAUGUUUGUACAGGUUUGUGCCAUUGGAAGAGUGUUUUCACAUUUCAGACUGUUGAAUUCAUUUCAAUAUGUGUUGUACUCUAUAUUCAAACAAUACUUUGGCCAAAUUUCAAU
Molecule: messenger RNA, 1382 nt
Organism: Sinocyclocheilus rhinocerous
Lineage: Eukaryota; Metazoa; Chordata; Actinopteri; Cypriniformes; Cyprinidae
Product: CTD small phosphatase-like protein 2-A
Exons: 11
Coding region: 159-1028 (289 amino acids)
Molecular function (GO): phosphatase activity
Source: RefSeq, a predicted model, not a curated record